Molecule: messenger RNA, 2784 nt
Organism: Trypanosoma grayi
Lineage: Eukaryota; Euglenozoa; Kinetoplastea; Trypanosomatida; Trypanosomatidae
Product: BRCT domain-containing protein
Exons: 1
Coding region: 1-2784 (927 amino acids)
Source: RefSeq, a predicted model, not a curated record
AUGGAAUCGCCCGCAAAAGGUGACAGCCGUCAAGGCGUCAAGGCAAGCCAGAAACACCUAGAGUUUCAACUGCAGCGGGAGAAGGCCUACACACGUGAGCUUGAAGAGAAAAUCAAGUCGCAACAAGCCCACAUCGCCAAGCUUGAGCAGGAUAAGGCUGAACUACGACGAGAGAUGAUUACGCUUGUUGAAGAUGACAAAAAGAAGACGAAAUUAGAGGAAAAGUGUCAUCUGCUGCAGAAGGAGAUGGUUGAAAAGCAGGCCGCCUUGGCUGCCGAGCAAAAGCGGGCCAGUGCAGCCGAGUGCGAGAAGGAACAAAUCAGGCGUGAUGCUCAUGCGUCCAUAGCGAAGUGGUGUGAGGCUGAAAAGCAAUGGAUUGCCGAGAACGAGGUUCUUCAAAAGGAACUGGAUGAUGCGAAGGAGGCUUUUGCAAAACUAAAAAGCGAGUGUGAUGUAUUGAUUAUUGGUCGGGAAGAUGCACUGAAGCAGUUACAGCGCGAAAAGGAACGCUUUUCGAAGAUCGAAACAACGGCCGAAGCUGCUGAAAAAAAAAUUGCGUCUUUGCAUUCACGCAUUGAGGCGCUGCAAAAUGAUAUUUACACGCGAGACGAGACAGUUUUCAAAUUGGAUGAAGCUGGCACCAAAUGGCAAGAGAUAUGCCAUUCAAAAGACGAGGAAAUAAAAGCGUUGGAAGUGCAAGCAGAAAAACAUUUAGAGACCAUUGAGAAGCUACAGAGCACCAUUUCUCUGCUUAAUCAACGCAUUGAGGCCGCGAAGAUCCUCAAUUUGGAGGAGAAGGGGCGUGUGGAAAAGGUAUUGUGUGAUUUGCGUGAGUCUGAAAAAGAGAAAAAGCUCCUUCAAAUGGAUCUGGAGACUGUGCGUCGCGACCUUGAGUAUGCAUCACAAAAUGCAGCCAAACACCAGGAAUUAGUGGCAGACCUACGUACAAAGUUGGCGGCAUCGUCUGAGCAGGUAAAAGAGAGGAACGCUGAACUACGAAAACAGGAGUUGUCUAUUAGUCAGCUGACAGCUGAAGUAAAGCGAGUGGAGCUGGAACGAACAGACAGCAGUUACAUGGUGACUUCUCUAGAGAAUCAACUUCAGGAACUUCGUGACACACUUGCCCAGAUGCAAUCGGUAAAUCAAGCUCUUCAAGAGAAGAAUGUAGCGUUGGAGGCUGAGGUUCAACAAGUGAAAAGGUCUCAUGAAGGGAAAGACGAGGCAGCAGUGCUUAUGAAGUCUGAGUUUGAAGACAAGAUUGAAGUUCUUCUUGGUGAUAUUAAAAAUUUGGAGUCUGAGGUGAGUGCAAGACAGCAGGUAAUCAAUAGUAUGACUACACAACUUGGCGAAGCUAAUAUGAAGAAUGAAGAGCUUCAUAGUUUAAUUAUACAAGGCUCUGACACGUCCAAAGAACUUAGUGGAGUGAUUGAAGACUUGCAGAAGGAGAAGAAUAAACUUUCCCUCGAUCAACUGAGACUUCAGCAAAAGGUCACUAGGCUUGAGUUGUGUGAGGAGCACUCAAUUGAAUUUCGGGAUGCUCUUUUGAUACACUCUGCGAAGACUCUGGGGGCCGCGAUGGAGUAUAUGGGAGAGGUAGAACGGCUGAAAAUGACAGUUGACAGGUUGGAUACUGAAAAAAAUGCCACCGUGACUAGACUAGAUGCAGUUAAGGUAGAUUUAGAGGAGGAGAUACAAUUACUGAAGGAACGUGAGGUAAGACUUAUCAACGAAAUUGAGGCACGGAAUGGAAAAAUUGUGGCUCUUGAGGAAACGCUUCAGAAGUGCGAAGAUGCUUUGUCCGUGCUGAGGAAGGAAAUUGAAGUACAACAAAAAAUGUACGAGAAAAUUCAAAGUAGUGAAAGACUUCUUGGCGAGAAGCUGGCAGAAACAGAGUGUCUACUACAGCAGACAUCCAAUGUAUCUGAAAAGCAACUCUACGUUUCACAAUAUGCGACAAGGUGGCUUGAUAUCGCCACGCAGUCGUUAAUGUUUCUUCUUGAGGAACAUAUCACAUGGAUUUCAGAAAAAAUAGAUAUUGUCUUCACAGGAUUAGAAAGCGCUUAUGCUAAAGAAAACGAACAAAUUAUGAAUGCAUUGAAUGCCUCAAAUGACACUCAAAAGGAAGCUGAGGAAAGAUGCGCACAUCUGGAGUUGAGGCUGAGUGAAGCGGAGUCCCAUUUAGGAGAGCGCGAGAAGACAUUUGCCAAAAUUUCAGAAAGCCACAUGAUAAAGGUCCGUGCUGCUGACAAUCAGCGGGACCUGGCUGAGAAGGCGAGAGAUGAUCUAUCGCGGCGAUUGAAGUCUUUGACGGAAAAGCAUGAAGGUGAUGUGGAAUUGAAGGAUGAAAGAAUAAGGGAGCUUACUUCUCGUGUGGAGGCGGAGAGGCGCAACGGUCAACUGAUAGAGGAAAAAGUGCAAAAACUGCGGAGAACCCUGGAUUAUGAACUUGGACGGAAGGGUGACUACAAGCGUGCCCUUGAAGAGGUUAAAUCAAAGCGUGAAGAGGCAGAGAAGUACAGAGCGACUGAAAAGGAUUGGGCCAUGAAGGCAAUCAAUCGUGCCAAUGAGGAAGUGAACUAUUGGGUAAGAAGCUUUGAUAAACUGAAAUCCAUGUUGGAUGAGAUGUCAAAGAGAUCGGGGACGCGGGUCUCUGCCGUGGAUCAAGCGACAAUAAGGAAAUUUGAAGAGGCGAAGAACAGACUGACGUUGCGCGAUCAGGACGUAAAUAUCACCCCCCAAGAAGAAGAGAAUCGUAGAGAAAAACGUCAACGUAUAGAGUUUUGA